Molecule: messenger RNA, 195 nt
Organism: Mycosarcoma maydis (corn smut)
Lineage: Eukaryota; Fungi; Basidiomycota; Ustilaginomycetes; Ustilaginales
Exons: 2
Coding region: 1-195 (64 amino acids)
Source: RefSeq, a predicted model, not a curated record
AUGAAGCUCACCAUCGUAUUGUCCGCCUUGCUCGGUCUCGCUGCCAUGGCGCAGGCCAUUUGCAUGCAGUGUGAUGUUCGAACGCAUUCUCGAGGCGUCUGCGUCACACGUGGUGCUGGUUGUCCUUUUGGCUAUGUUCAGUAUGAUCCAGCCAUCCACGGCGACGCGGCUCUGGACACAAAAGACAGCAACUAA